CGGUUGAGUGGCAGCCGAGCUGCGCUUGCGCAGGAGGACAUUCCGAACGGGUCGCGCCCCUCCUCCCCGCGCCCCUCGGGAUGAUGGACGACGGCGCGGCGGCCGUGGCGGCGGCGGGUGUCAAAAUGCCCCGGCUGGCUCCGCACUCGCUUUCCAAGGGCGUGCUGGGCUUCGCCGACGACGAGGAGGAUGACGACGACCUGGAGGUGUUCAGUAAGGAUCCUACUUUCAGUGAUGCCAGUUCUAUCAAUAUCUCCAUGCCCACUUCGCCUUCCUCCAUGAUUAAUCAGCACACUUUGGAAGAUGAACCAGACAACAAAGAUCUUUUUGUCACAGUUGAUGGUCCAGAGAUUCAUUCCACUCCGUUUGAUAAUUUUUAUACUUACAGAGUUAUUACGAAGACCACACGCAGUGAAUUUGACUCCAGUGAGCAUGAGGUUCGUAGACGUUACCAAGAUUUCUUUUGGCUAAAAGACCAACUUGAACAAGCACAUUCGACUUUGAUUCUUCCUACAUUGCCAGAGAAAUUUGCAGUAAGGGGGAUGGUGGAACGAUUUAAUGAAGAUUUCAUAGAGAUGCGCCGGAAGGCACUACAUAAAUUUUUAAACAGAAUUGCUGACCAUCCUACACUGUCUUUUAAUGAAGACUUCAAAUUAUUUCUAACUGUUCAGGACCUGGCCUCUCAAAAGAAGAUUAGUUCAGCAUUCAUCAGUAAAAUGGAAGAAACAUUUCGGGCUGUUGCUAGCUCAGUUAAGAGUAUUAAGAAUAGACCUGAUGAAUUCACUGCAAUGUAUGAGUAUGCUGACGUUUUCCAUCAGAAAAUAGGAAGAUUGGAUAGAAUCAACCAAAGAAUUGUAAAGGAAUUGAAAGAAUAUUCAGCUGCGAUGAAAGAAUAUAGUCCAGUUUAUACUCUGUGGUCCGGAUAUGAAAAGGAGCUAGCUGAGCCUCUAACUGGAAUAGCCAGUUCCAUUGACAGCUGUUGCAAGGCUGCUGAAGGUUUUACUGUGGGCAUCUCAGAGAAUUUUCUUCCUGCUGUGCAUGAAUAUAUUUUAUGUGAUGAAACUCUGAAGUCAGUACUGAAGAGGAGGGAUUUAAUUCAGGCAGAUUAUGAUUCUCAAAUUGAUGCUUUGACUAUUAAAAAAGCUGAAAAAGAUAUGCUGGAUGACUCUGACCUAAGCUUUAAGUUUGGUGCCCUUCUGGGUAAAAGCAUGGAGGAAAUGAAGCAACAGAAGCAGCAGAAAAUUGACCAUGAAAUUGAAGAGCUUCAGACAGGUAUUGCCCGUCUUGAGGAUGAAGUAGAAUAUGCCAAUAAAAAUUUGAAAGCUGAUUGGAAGAGGUGGAGUUUGAACAUGCGAAGUGAUAUGAAAUCAGCUCUUUCCAACAUGGCUGAAAAUAAUAUUCAUUAUUUUGAAGAGUGUUUAGCUACAUGGGAGUCUUUUCUUUCCAUGCAACAGACUGAAAUCAAGAUGGAUGAGAAUAAUAAAAACAGCGGAUAGAAGCAAAGCUGGAUUUUGUUUCAUGCACUUAUUACUUUCUCUGAACAAAUGUGCUGUUCGUAUUUUAGAUAUAUGCUGCGGUCCAGUUGGAUCCUUUUAACCUUCCAAUGCAAGAACAUUGCUGUACUCAGUUUGCGAUAUUUAAUUGUUUUGAUGACUUGAACAUUCUGCAGCCCCAAGGAUUGAGCAGAUCAAUGAAAUUAUUAUAUUUAAACCUCAGGUCAUGCUCAGUUAAUGCCUUUGCAAAAUUAGCUCUCCACACCGAUGGAUGAUUUCGUGAUCAAUUGCUGCAAAAUGGAAAAUGUUUUCUGAAUUUAACUGCCUUAAUUCAAUCAUGUCUUAGUAAAAUUGCAAUCACAAUGUAUUUUCCUCCAUCUUUUUUUCUAGUUGGGGAAUUCUGUGGAUGAUUUUAGAUACCCAUAGCUGGUUUUCACAUCAGUACAUUAAUAUGUCAAUAAAUUCUAGCUUAAGGCUUUUUAUUUUAUUCAUGUUUUAUUGCUGGGUCAUAUAUGGAAUGAAUUUGAUCUCUGAUAGCACAAAGCAGGGACUAAGUGGUAGAUGUUUUAAACCUGACCCAUUUUACAUUCCCCACAAUCCCCUACCUGCUGCCUCUGUUACCUUCAGCUCUAUUUUCUAAGAAUGUUAAAGAACAUUUUUUACCUUGUGAUAGUGCUCCCUAGUUUUGGAGCUGUCUUGUUACAGCUCGGUCUUACUCUUGUUGGGACACAGCAAGAUUGAUGUUACAAACAAUUAAAAUAGAGGCAUUCUUAUUUCCAAUAUGGACAUGAGUUUGGGUGUUAUAAUGGUCUUGCCCUCAUGCUGACACACAUGGAAGUUUGUUCUUAUAGUACUUAACAUCAUGAACAUGUUAAAAUCAGAAGUAAUCAUUUUCUUUUGUCUCGAGAUUUCACUAUUGUAAUACAUGAAAGUUUGCCUAUGCUAUUUUAUUAUAAAACAAGAUUUUCCUAGCUUUGCUCAUUAUUUUAAGACCUGUAUGAUUAUUUACCAUAUCGUUAAAAACUAUCUUUUAUUUGUACUCUAACAAAUGUACAAUAAUUUGAAAAUCCACAUGUUAUGCAAAUAAAAAUUUUCUGAAAGCUA
Molecule: messenger RNA, 2597 nt
Organism: Hypanus sabinus (Atlantic stingray)
Lineage: Eukaryota; Metazoa; Chordata; Chondrichthyes; Myliobatiformes; Dasyatidae
Gene: snx7
Product: sorting nexin 7
Exons: 10
Coding region: 81-1496 (471 amino acids)
Molecular function (GO): phosphatidylinositol binding
Source: RefSeq, a predicted model, not a curated record